AUGAGCUCCCUCAAGCGGAAAGACGCCCCUGGAGGCAAGGAAGGGCCGUCCAAGAGGCCAAAAGGUGAAGCCAAGGGAACCACCAAAUCACCCAAAGCAGCAUCCAACGCAAGUCCUGCGGUGCCAAUCAUUUCAAAAUUGAAAGAGGAGGAGCCUCUGUUCCCUCGGGGAGGUGGAAGCGUUCUAUCUCCGCUCGAGCACAAGCAGAUCCAGGUUCAGGCAAAGCAUGAUGCACUCUUCGAACAGGAAACCGAGACACCGUCCAAGGCAGAGAAAGGACAAAAGAAGAAGAAGCGGAAAUCAACCUCCAAGGAUGGGAAGGGCCUCGAUAAACUGCUUCGGGAUGAAGACGCUGUCAAGAUUGAGAGUCUUAAUUACAAGCGACUGGUGAAAGGCUCCUUGGUCCUUGGACAAGUUUGGGAGAUCAACGACCUCGACAUAGUGGUCGCCUUGCCUAACAAUCUCACAGGCCACGUCUCACUCACAGCCGUCUCGACUGCCCUAACGAAAAGAGUUGAAGCUGCCGCUGCCGACGAUAGCGAAGAAGAACAAGAAGGCAAUGCAGAUGUUGAGCUACGAAAUAUUUUCACCGUUGGACAGUACGUUCGGGCAUAUGUCGUAUCAACGAUAGAAGAUGCAGUCCUCGUUGGGAAAUCUAAGCGCCGAAUUGAACUGUCUCUGCGCCCGGAGCAAUCCAAUGCUGGGCUUUCGGAAGGAGAUGUGGUGGAGCACAGCACCGUCAUGGCCGCUGUCGCCAGUGUUGAGGACCAUGGAUAUGUUAUGGACCUAGGCAUUGCUGGCUCCAAACUUCGCGGAUUUCUGUCGAAGAAAGAGGCCAAGGGGACACUAGAGGCUGGCGCCGUUCAGUUGUGCUUGGUUACCGGAAAGACGGUGAAUGGCAAAGUGGUGCAAUUAACGACCAGGAGCGAGAAGCUCGGAAAUCUGAAGGAUUUCCCACGCGAUGCCACCACGAUUAACACAUUUCUACCUGGCACUGUUGUCGAUGUCUUGGUUUCCGAUGUGUCUAGGAGAGGUAUUGUCGGCAAGGUACUAGGGUCUCUCGACGUGACAGCUGAUCUCAUCCAUUCUGGUCACGGCCCAAAUAAUGCGGACCUGGAGGCUAAGUACAAGGUUGGAUCCAAGUUCAAGGCACGUGUCAUCUGCACAUUCCCAGAGGCCAAGGACCCUAAGUUGGGUAUUUCAAUAUUGGAACAUGUCUCGUCACUCACCUCGAAGACCGCGGGCGAAAAGAGCAAAUCAAAAUCUCCAUUGGACGUUCUCCCAAUCUCUUCGCUGGUCGAGAGCUGCACCGUCACAAAGGUCGAAGCAGAUAUUGGUCUCUUCGUUGACAUUGGAAUUAAGAAUGUUCCUGGCUUCGUCCACAUUUCUCGUGUAAAGGAUGGAAAGGUCGAUGCUCUAUACGAGUCCAGUGGCCCUUUCAAGGUCGGGUCCGUCCACCGUGGACGAGUCGUUGGCUACAACCCUAUGGACGGCGUGUUCCAUCUGUCUUUCGAGCAAAAUAUUUUGGAUCAGCCCUUCCUUCGUCUUGAAGAUGUUCCGAUCGGCGAAGUGGUCAAUGGCACCAUUGAGAAGCUCAUUAUUGGAGAGAAUGGUGUCCAUGGUAUGAUUGUGAAGCUUUCUGAGGGAAUUUCUGGCCUUGUGUCGGAGAUGCACCUCUCAGAUGUUCGUCUGCAGCAUCCGGAGAAGAAGUUCAGAGAAGGUAUGAAGGUCAAGGCCCGUGUCCUGUCUACCGACCUCACCAAGCGUCAGCUCCGUCUUACCUUGAAGAAGACACUGGUCAACUCAGAUGCUCCUGCCAUCAAGUCUUUUGACGAAGUCUCGCUAGGCAUGCAGGUUCCGGGCACAAUUGUCACAUUCCUAAAGAACGGCGCUAUUGUGCAGUUCUAUGGACCCCUCAGGGGUUUCUUGCCAAUCUCUGAGAUGAGCGAAGCUUUCAUUCAAGACCCUAAGGAGCAUUUUCGCGUUGGACAAGUCGUGACAGUUCAUGUUUUGGAUGUUGAUGCGGACUCAAACCGACUUGUCGUUUCCUGCAAGGAUCCGUCUGCCUUUGGCAUGGAGAGGCAAGUGGCUUUGAAGAACCUCCAGGUUGGAGAUAUCGUUUCAGGAAAGGUUAGCCAAAAGACGGAAGACGAUGUCUUCGUUGAAUUAGAAGGCAGCCUACUGAAGGCAAUCCUACCUGGCGGUCAUCUAACGGAUAAGUCCGCCAACAAGAACCAAGCUGCACUGAAGAAGAUUCAUGUUGGCCAAACUCUGUCUGAGCUGGUUGUUCUAGAAAAGAACGAAAGCCGUCGAGCAGUCACGCUCAGCCAAAAGCCGAGUCUCGUGACGGCUGCGAAGGAGGGCAAGCUUCUUGCAAGCUUAGAUCAAGCCAAAGCGGGAGAUUUGGUGGCAGGCUUUGUACGCAACAUUACACCUACUGCUGUCUUCGUCCAAUUCGCUUCCAAUGUCACCGCACUGCUGCCGAAGGCCAUGAUGGCCCAGGAGUCCCAAUCUGAACCUGAUUUUGGGUUACGAAAGUUGCAAUCAUUAUCUGUCAAGAUUAUCUCAGUCGACAGAGAACACAGUCGGACCGUCGUAGCAAUCCCCUCGGUUGCUGACGCAAAGGAACCUAAGGCAUCUAAGUCUGGCCCAGCUGCUGCCAAUCCGGUGGACGAGAAGAUUCAAAGCAUAGAGGAUAUCUCUGCGGGCAAAAUUACCAAGGCCAGGGUUGUCUCCGUUAAGGAGACACAGGUCAAUGUGAGGCUGGCCGACAACAUCCAAGGCCGCAUUGAUGUCUCCGAGGUAUUUGAUACAUGGGAUGAAAUUUCGAACCGCAAGAGCCCGUUGAGAAAAUUUAAAGCAAACGACAUAGUGGACGUGCGUGUACUCGGUGUUCACGAUGCAAAGAAGCAUCGAUUCCUUCCAAUAACGCACCGUUCGACACAUUCCCUGCUCGAACUUUCUGCAAAGCCAAGCGACUUGAAGGCAGACAUCCUUGCUGAGCCUCUAAGCCUCGAGAAUAUUGAGGUCGGAUCAAGUCUAAUUGCCUUCGUCAACAAUGUCAGCCAGAAUUGUCUGUGGGUCAAUAUUACGCCGAACGUUCGAGGACGAAUUGAGGCUAUCGAGGCGUCUGACGAUUUAUCACUACUUGGUGAGUUAGGCGCAAAUUUUCCUAUUGGAUCAGCUCUCCGCGUUAGAGUCCUCGCCGUCGAUGCUUCCCAAAAUCGUCUUGAUCUCUCCGCCCGGUCCAACGACUCAGCCGAGAGUCUUACUUGGGACAGCAUCACACAAGACCUAGUGCUACCCGGUAAGAUCACCAAGGUCAGUGAGCGCCAAGUCAUGGUCAAGCUCAGCGAGAUUGUAUCUGGCCCGAUUUAUCUUGUCGAUAUUGCAGACGAUUACGAACACGCGAGCACACUCAAGUUCUCUAAGAACGGUGUUGUUCGAGUAUCCAUCGUGGACUUAGACAAGAGCAACAAGCGUGUUCGCCUAUCCACCCGGCCAUCACGUAUUCUCAACUCCUCAUUACCAGUUGAAGACCGUGAAAUUAAGAGCGCAAGUCAGCUCAAAGUUGGAGACAUCGUUCGUGGCUUUGUCAAGAAUGUCGCUGAUAAGGGCGUCUUUGUCAGUCUCGGUGGUGAUGUAUCUGCCAUGGUGAGGAUCUCGGACCUGUCGGACAGUUUCAUCAAGGAUUGGAAAGCACACUUCCAGGUAGAUCAAUUGGUCAAAGGCCGCAUUACAUCCCUGGACGAAACCACUGGCCACGUGCAGAUGAGCCUCAAGGCUUCCGUUGUGGAAAAGGAUUUCGUUCCGCUGCUUACAUACUCUGACUUCAAGGUUGGUCAGGUUGUAACUGGUAAGGUUCGUGCUAUUGAGGAAUUUGGCGCCUUCAUUGUCAUUGACAAAUCCGACAAUGUGAGCGGUCUGUGCCACCGGAGCGAAAUGGCCGACAAGAAGGUUACGGAUGCCAGGAAGCUUUACAACAAAGAUGAUGUAGUAAAGGCUCGCAUCUUGAAGGUUGAUCCCGCCAAGAAGCGGAUCAGCUUCGGAUUGAAGGUUUCCUACUUCGAGGACGAAGAUGAUGAGAUGGAUAGCGAUGGUGACGAAGAAGGCGCCCCUCUUUUCUCUAAUAGUGAAGAUGAGGACGACGAUAGCGGUGAUGAUCUCGUGAUAGACGCUUCUGGAGAUAUUGUUAUCACCGGCACGGACAACCAGGAGGAAUCAGAGGAAGAGGAAGACGAUGUUGAGAUGGCUGAUCAGCCGACCGGAGGAGCAGGUUUGGACGCCGGUGGAUUCGACUGGUCUGGUGCUGCGCUGGAUGCUGCCGAUGAUGGAGCCGAUGCGGCUUCUGAAGCUGGGGCGGACAGCUCAGAAAAGAAGAAGAAGAAGAAGAGAAAGCCUGAAAUCCAGAUUGAUCGUACGGCAGAGCUUGAUGCCCAUGGCCCGCAGACUGCCAGCGACUUUGAGAGGCUUCUCCUUGGUCAGCCAGACUCAUCCGAACUGUGGAGAGCAUACAUGGCAUUCCAGCUGCAAGUCAGUGAGCUGUCCAAGGCGAGAGAAGUCGCCGAGCGAGCCAUCAAGACGAUCAACAUCCGGGAAGAGACCGAGAAGCUCAACAUGUGGAUCGCGUACCUAAACUUGGAAAAUGCAUACGGCUCCGACGAGACUCUCGACGAGGUCUUCAAGAGGGCUUGCCAGUACAAUGACGAACAGGAGGUCUAUGAGCGGCUUACGAGCAUCUACAUCCAGACUAACAAGCACCGAAAAGCCGACGAUCUCUUCCAGGUCAUGGUCAAGAAGUUUGGAGGCAAGUCACCGCAGGUCUGGACCAACUUCGCACAUUUCCUGCACAACACAAGAGGAUCUCCGGACCGAGCGCGAGCGCUAUUGCCGCGCGCAACUCAGACCUUGCCAUCACACACUCAUCUAGCCCUGACAACCAAAUUUGCUGCACUUGAAUUCCGUUCGUCAAACGGCGACCCCGAGCGCGGCCGCACCAUCUUCGAAGGUCUUCUUGCUACAUAUCCCAAGAAGUUCGACCUGUGGAAUCAGCUCCUCGAUCUAGAAAUCUCCGUGUUUGCCGCCAACAAGGCUAAGGAUGCUGGUGACGCUGACCCAGCCACUGUUCGCGAUGUGUUUGAGCGUGGCACCAAGGUCAAGAGCCUCAAGGCGAGGCGUGCCAAGGCAUGGUUCCAGCGCUGGGCCAAGUGGGAGGAGGAGAAUGGCGACCCAAAGAGCCGCGAGAAGGUCUCGGCCAAGGCGAAGGAGUGGGCACGCGAGGCUGAGGCGAGAAAGAAGGCUGGCGAAGCCGAUGAUGAAGAGUGA
This is a messenger RNA of Phaeoacremonium minimum UCRPA7, 5325 nucleotides long. RefSeq names its product putative rrna biogenesis protein rrp5 protein. The record is from RefSeq and is a predicted model, not a curated record. Lineage: Eukaryota; Fungi; Ascomycota; Sordariomycetes; Togniniales; Togniniaceae. Gene Ontology annotation, molecular function: protein binding; RNA binding. The coding region runs from base 1 to 5325 and encodes 1774 amino acids. The transcript has 3 exons. Gene Ontology annotation, biological process: rRNA processing. Gene Ontology annotation, cellular component: small-subunit processome; nucleolus.